AUGAUGCGCGCAAGGAUAAUUGUGGCUUUGCUGUUCAUGGCGAUGCUGACGAUGUGCCGCGGUGCAACGGGCGACGGCGACGAGGGGGAAUCCGCCGCAGACCUCGCACUUCGGACAGCCAUAACCGACGCCGCCUUUCGCGCGGUGGUGCACAAGGGUUACGGCAGCAUAGGCCCGCCCCUGUCAACUGUGGGCGUGUGGAAGCGCCUGGAUAGCAUCCAGGAGUACCGGCGGCUCCCUCAGGAUUUUCUGGCAGCGAAUGGCUUCAGCGAAUCAAUCAUUGUGGCCGGCGACAAUGGCAGGACCCGAGACGAGGUGGGCGGACGCUGGGAGGAAGCUGGCGGGAAGUCGGGCAACUAUGUGCAAUAUGUGUGCGACAAGCAGCUGCGCGGCUUCAUCUCGGUGGUCUCCAGGGACGGCGGGUCCGGUUACAGCUGGGCCCACAUCAAGAUGUUCAAGUCGCCGCGCCGCGAGAUCUACCGCGCGGUCAUGCGGUUCUCCCCCGGCGGCCAGGUGGAGCGGCGGGCCGUGGAGAAGCUCGAUCAGGAGAGGUCGGGGUUGAGCCCGCUGACGGAGCGGCCCGCGCUCGCAUCGCUGCGGUGCGGCUACCAAAAGUUCCGGUGA
Molecule: messenger RNA, 624 nt
Organism: Monoraphidium neglectum
Lineage: Eukaryota; Viridiplantae; Chlorophyta; Chlorophyceae; Sphaeropleales; Selenastraceae
Exons: 4
Coding region: 1-624 (207 amino acids)
Source: RefSeq, a predicted model, not a curated record